Pleuronectes platessa (European plaice) is the source of this 3292-nucleotide messenger RNA. RefSeq names its product proton myo-inositol cotransporter. Bases 532 to 2502 code for a protein of 656 amino acids. Gene Ontology annotation, molecular function: myo-inositol:proton symporter activity. The record is from RefSeq and is a predicted model, not a curated record. NCBI's taxonomy places the organism in Eukaryota, Metazoa, Chordata, Actinopteri, Pleuronectiformes, Pleuronectidae. The transcript has 14 exons. Gene Ontology annotation, biological process: transmembrane transport. Gene Ontology annotation, cellular component: membrane.
AUAUGGCGCAGUGGGAUAUUACAUUAGCCGGGGUACAGCCCUACAGACUAUGGGUACAGCUCGAAAGGGACCCUGGUGACUUCGGAAGCUGUCGAGGUGUCGCACAGUUUGUGGUUCGGCGUUGACAUCGCGGUGCUCGGCUAUCUGACGUGAAGCUGGUCGGCAGAUCCAGACCUCAGAGUUGGUGUAAAUUGAGCGCAGGUCAGAGUGGAAGUGAGGAGGAAACAGACUCCGACACAUAUAGGACGACCGGGUCUUUAAUGAGCGUCUGUUCACAUCCUGGAGCAGCGCUGGGUACAAUGAUGCAGCGGCAGCAACUCGCCUAGACAAUGAACGGAGCAGAAAACAUGAAUCGAUGAUGUUAUGUCUCUGCCUCGAUGCAUCGUCGUCCACAGGCAACCUCUCCACCAAGGCUUCCUGCUCUGCUGCGCCCCGCCCGCCCACAUGGCUGACAUGGGCUUCCAUAGACUUCCGACCCUUGGUGCCAUGUGAGAAGGUAAACUUAGGACGUCACCACACGCGGGCGUGUUUAUGUCCCUGUAUCAUGUGAUCUGGGACAACUACUCACUUCCUGUUUGUACCGGACUCCAGCUGCAGACACAAGCCCGUCUCAGCAGCUCUGACAGGUACAGCCGCGAGCACAUGAGUAGCCUUGUGGUCAGCAGGAGGCAGAAAUCAGAGAGUGAUGGAGAGCGGAGUCUCAUUGAGGACUCAGCCACCAGUGGGGAUCGUCUCUUGGACCAACAUGCAUCCACACCGGGGUUCGUCUACGUGUUGGCCUUCUUCUCUGCCCUUGGAGGAUUCCUUUUUGGGUACGACACCGGGGUGGUUUCUGGGGCCAUGCUGCUCUUGAAGAAGGAGAUGAACCUGAGCGCCCUCUGGCAGGAGUUGCUGAUUUCCAGUACCGUGGGGGCCGCAGCAGUGUCCGCCCUAUGCGGUGGCUUCCUGAACGGCUGGCUGGGCCGUAAGGUUUGCAUCCUGAUGUCCAGUUUCAUCUUCACCAUCGGCGGCAUCAUCUUGAGCUUUGCCCCAGACAAGGUGGUUCUGCUUGUGGGCAGAAUCACUGUUGGUUUGGGCAUAGGAAUUGCUUCUAUGACAGUACCUGUGUACAUAGCUGAAGUUUCCCCUCCACACCUGAGAGGUCAGCUGGUCACCAUCAACUCCCUCUUCAUCACUGGUGGCCAGUUCAUUGCCAGCGUGGUGGAUGGAGCUUUCAGCUACCUGAGCCAUGAUGGCUGGAGGUACAUGUUGGGUCUGUCCAUUGUUCCAGCAGUGCUGCAGUUCGUCGGCUUCUUCUUCCUCCCAGAGAGCCCUCGAUGGCUUCUCCAAAAGGGCCGGAGCCAGGAGGCUCUUCAAGCUCUGAGUAAGAUAAGAGGAGGCCAGAACGUUGAGGAAGAGUACGACACCAUCAGAACAAGCAUCGAGGAAGAGGAGAAAGAGGCGAAUGGAGGAGGUCUUGUUAUUUUGCGGAUCAUUAGCCACGGUCCGACUCGCAGGGCUCUCUUCGUUGGCUGUGGCCUCCAGAUGUUUCAGCAGCUGUCUGGGAUUAACACUGUCAUGUACUAUAGUGCAACCAUUCUGCAGAUGGGGGGGGUGCGGGACGACAAACAGGCGAUCUGGUUAGCUGCUGCUACGUCUGCUACCAACUUCGUGUUCACACUGCUUGGAGUCUGGCUUGUAGAGCGAGUUGGUCGCCGGAAGCUGACCCUGGGCAGUCUUUUAGGUACUGGUCUGAGUCUCACUGUGUUGGCAGUUGGGUUCUUGCUAUCUGCCCAGAACUCCCCGCCCGUCACCCUGCACCCAGCUGAAGCUCAGAACUCCAGCUGCAGAAAAUAUGGGUUCUGUGAAUUCUGCAUGUUGGAUCCCAGCUGUGGAUUUUGUUACCGUGACAAUGGAACCGACGUGUACAACUUCUCCUGCAUUCCUGUCAACCAAGCAUCCACAGAUCAUGCAGCGUGGGGAAGUUGUUCCAACCAGACGGGGGCAAAUGACAGUUCACUAUGGGCGUACAACUACUGUCCCACAUCCUACUCCUGGAUCGUCCUGUUGGGGCUCAUUCUCUACCUUGCGUUCUUUGCACCAGGUAUGGGCCCGAUGCCUUGGACAGUGAACUCUGAGAUCUACCCACUGUGGGCCCGCAGCACCGGGAAUGCCUGUUCAGCUGGGGUCAACUGGAUCUUUAACGUACUGGUGUCCCUGACCUUCCUUCAUGUCGCUCAGUUUCUAACCUAUUAUGGGGCAUUCUUUCUGUACACAGGCCUGGUGGUGCUGGGGCUCCUCUUCGUUCAGGGCUUCCUCCCGGAGACCCAGGGUCGGCAGCUGGAGGACAUUGAGAACUUGUUCACCGGUCCGCUCUGCUCCUGUGGAGACUCCUCUCACAGCGGUAGUCGCCAAGUCCAGUACAUCCGGCAAGGUUCGGAAAGCAGCUCGGCACAGUAUGGAGCAGUGGGGUCAGACAGUGCCAUAGCCUAUAUAACUGUGAGUACUGCAUCAAAGUGCUGAGCGCACAAUAAACUUUGCUCAAUGUUUACUGUAAUGUUCAAUCUCUUGUUUCCGCAGCUGAGAUAAUGGUAACGAAGUAGCCCUGAACAACACAAUACAGGGAACGCCUUUGCACUCAACGUCCGCUUAACACUUGGAUAUUUAUUAGCAUUUAAUAUUAUUUCUUAUGAUUUUGCUGCAGUCUUUUUUUGUUACAGUGCAAGAUAGAAGUUGCCUUGUCUGUACGACUUGUAAUAUUCCUUUUAAAUGUUUAAUUGAAGUUUGUAAUCUAAUACUGGAUUUCAGCAAACCUCUGGAAAUGUGAAACCACAAAUGGGAACAAAAGAUAUCCAGUGUUUAUAACUGCAUAUUUUGUGGUAUUGAUUUAAUGCGUUGCCAUGUUGUUCUGUCUGCUAUAAAAACUAAUUUGUAAUGAGAUAACAGUGACAGGACCCAGCUGCCAAUUGUACAUGGUUACCCUCUUCUGUGAGAUAUUGAUAAGGAAAGAAUAUUUUUGCAGUGUGAAAAUGCACAAGUAUACAUAUGGUGACAAUCCUUUUAAAUGGUGACACUUUCAUUUGGUACAACCGACUCAGUCCACCCGAAGGGGAACAGCCAUGUUAAGAAUAUCAAUGUUAGUGUGUAGGUUUAAAUGCAAAUAACAGGUGAGUGCAUUUCAUUCUGGUACUGUGUCAUUCUAAUCUUGUUCAUGUUUUCAUGCUGUGUAUGAAAUACAAUUCCAUGUGUCUUUGAUCAUGCUUUUUCCAUCAUGUGAUGUUUGGGAAUUAAACACACAACAUGAUUGUAACAA